Molecule: messenger RNA, 351 nt
Organism: Didymodactylos carnosus
Lineage: Eukaryota; Metazoa; Rotifera; Eurotatoria; Philodinida; Philodinidae
Source: the annotation of a GenBank genome assembly
AUGUUCCUGGAGACGCCCGAGGAUGCACAGCCCGGGGAUGCUGCGGCCGAGGACGUCGGUGUCCCGGCGGCACCUGUACCCAAGGUCGCUGAAGAAGGCGAUGCAGUCGCCGUAUUUGCCGUUGAAUAUGACCGAGCCCUGCCCCAUCAGUAUUAUCUUGUCGAAGAACUCCAGCAUCUUGGAGGAUGGCUGGUGGAUGGUCACCAGCACCGACUUGGCAAGCAUCUUCAGCUUGCACAGAGUCUCGAGGAUGUUCAAGGCGUUGAACGAGUCCAGGCCGCUGGUCGGCUCGCCCAGGAACAGCACAGACGGGUUGUUCAGCAGCUCAACCCCAAUACUCAGCUGAUUUAG